Messenger RNA from Neltuma alba, 1325 nucleotides. RefSeq lists its product as uncharacterized. NCBI's taxonomy places the organism in Eukaryota, Viridiplantae, Streptophyta, Magnoliopsida, Fabales, Fabaceae. Gene Ontology annotation, molecular function: ATP hydrolysis activity. The record is from RefSeq and is a predicted model, not a curated record.
GAAUUCGGAUAGGGGAAGCUGGGGCCGUAGCAGCUAGCUAGCUAGCUGCACACCGUGAGCGAGAGAAACUCAGUAGAAGGGAAAAUGGGUGCAACGUCGUUAUUGCCGGCGGAUUUGUCAACUUGUUUGAAGAAUUCAAGCCCUACGCCACUCAAAAGAUACCAUUUUUCAUCACAGAAAUUGAGUUUUAGUCUCCAAAUGCGAACCUAUCAGCAUAUUGCUGCUGGCAUAGCCAUUUGUGGGGCUUCAUCAUCAGACCAUGCUUGUUCAUUUGCGCAGGACGAUCUGCAAGCUCUGUUACAGGUCCUUCCAUCUGAUUUGCAUGACAGUCUCCUAAACGAAGUUAAGAGGGAUGAACUUUUGGAGGUUAUAUUGGAUUUGGGUCGUUUUCCAGAAGCACGUUAUCUUGGCCAGGAUGGAGGGGAAUAUAUAAGGAAUACUGAGGUAACAGUGGAAGAGUUGGAACAUGCUCAAGAAGCUGUUGGAGAAUUUGGGAGGGACAACAGAGCUGGCAUUGAGGGUACAUUGCACAGAAUAUCUGCAAUCAGAAGCAGGAAAGGUGGCAUAGUUGGUUUGACAUGCCGAGUUGGAAGGGCAGUCUAUGGCCAUAUUGACAUGGUGUAUGACCUGCUUCAAUAUGGAAGGGGCAUUUUAUUUGUUGGAAGGCCUGGGGUUGGCAAGACUACAGUUAUGCGAGAGAUUGCACGUGUGCUGUCAGAUGAAUUUCGCAAGAGAGUGGUAAUUGUUGACACCAGCAAUGAAAUUGGAGGGGAUGGCAAUAUUCCACAUGCAGCAAUAGGAAGUGCUCGAAGAAUGCAGGUGCCUGAGCCAUCAAUGCAGCAUAGGGUGAUGGUUGAGGCGGUAGAAAACCACAUGCCUGAGGUGAUUGUAGUAGAUGAAAUUGGCACAGAAGCUGAAGCUCAUGCUUGCCGGUCAAUUGCUGAGCGAGGAAUCAUGCUUAUCGCUGCUCAUGGACAGCUUCUUGAGAAUAUCAUGAAGAAUCCUAUUCUCUCUGAUUUGAUUGGUGGAAUACACGCAGUUACUUUGGGAGAUGCAGAAGCCAGAUUCAGAAAUUGUCAGAAGACAGUUCUUGAGAGGAAAGCUCCUCCAACAUUUGAUUUCCUAAUUGAGAUGAGGGACAGGCACUACUGGAUUACUCAUCAGACAGACAAAAGUGUAGAUAUGUUGCUUCGAGGAAAGAGUCCGCAGGUUGAGGUGAGGAGAAGGGAUGCAAAAUGCAAGGUUGUUAUAGAGAAAUCAAAACCUUAUGAUAGAUGUAUUUGAUAAGGCUAAUGUAUGUUGUCUAUGGUUUCCCACAUAAUUUU